AUGGCUCCCUCCACACCGUCAGCCUCAUGGCUCUCCUCCAUUCUGGCUCUGUGUGCCAUCCUGUGUCUGUCGGUGCCCACCCAAGCCCUCUACUUCUACAUGGAGGGACGCCAAACAAAGUGCUUUUUUGAGGAGCUCCCCAAGGACACGCUCGUCGUCGGCACCUUCUCCACUGCGGUCAUCAACCAACAGUCGACCACGUACACCGUGGACCCGGACCUGAAGAUGCUCAUCACCGUCGACGAGACCUUCGACAACGACCACCGCGUCGUGUCCAAGCGCGACUCCCACUCCGGCCGCUUCACCUUCUCCGCCGCCGACGCCGGCCAGCACCGCAUCUGCUUCACCCCCGAGACCAACGCCGCCUCCUCGGGCUGGUUCUCCGACGCCAAGGGCGCCGUCAAGGUCACCCUCGACAUGACCAUCGGCGAGACCAGCAAGAUCGAGACCGAAGACAAGGACAAGAUGCAGGACAUCGUGCAGAAGGUCAAGGAUCUCAAUGGCCGCUUGCAGGAUAUCCGUCGCGAGCAGGUGUUCCAGCGGGAACGUGAGGCCGAAUUCCGUGACCAGUCUGAGGCGACUAACUCCCGUGUCGUUCGCUGGACCCUCAUCCAGCUGGUUGUGCUCUCCGCCGCGUGCGCCUGGCAGCUCUCGCACCUGCGGUCGUUCUUCAUCAAGCAGAAGUUGACGUAA
This is a messenger RNA of Aspergillus terreus NIH2624, 693 nucleotides long. RefSeq names its product emp24/gp25L/p24 family protein. Bases 1 to 693 code for a protein of 230 amino acids. The record is from RefSeq and is a predicted model, not a curated record. Gene Ontology annotation, biological process: endoplasmic reticulum to Golgi vesicle-mediated transport; Golgi organization; intracellular protein transport. NCBI's taxonomy places the organism in Eukaryota, Fungi, Ascomycota, Eurotiomycetes, Eurotiales, Aspergillaceae. The transcript has 3 exons. Gene Ontology annotation, cellular component: endoplasmic reticulum; COPII-coated ER to Golgi transport vesicle; Golgi apparatus.